AUAAAAUUUAUUUAGUGGUGGCAUGCACUUUAAAUAAAAUAACAGUUAAUUUUACUAGAUUUAUAUUUCUAGAGAAAGCGGUGGUGAAACAACGGAUAACAUAUUAACAUGGAUUGUCCAGACAUUUCAAAGUGGUCGCCUCUUAUCUCUGAUAUGCAGAAUUAAAGAUCAUUCAUGGAUCCGAAACCACCUUCUCCACCGCAUGUUCUUAUCUUUCCAUGUCCGGCGCAAGGCCAUGUGAACUCCAUGUUAAAGCUGACGGAGCUGCUCCUGCCGGCGGGUCUGCACAUCACCUUUCUAAUAUCCGCCAAAGACCAUGACCGCCUAUCCCGCUUCACCACCGUCCAUUCCCGCCUCAGCUCCUACCCGGGUUUCCGGUUCCACGUCAUUCAUGGUGACUUGUUUCAUAGCUGACGGAAUCUUGGGUUUUGCACUGGAUGCGGCGGCGGGUACCGGAGUUCCCGUCAUGUUCUUUCGGACGGUUAGUGCUUGUGCUUUCUGGGCUUACUUUUGCAUCCCUGAUCUCAUAAACUCCGGCGACCUUCCCUUUCAAGGUACAAACUUGGACGAACGAAUAGUCAACGUGAAAGGCAUGGAAGGAUUCCUUCGCCGGCGUGAUCUUCCAAGCUUUUGUCGUUCCGGCUUAAGCAACACCACGUUCCAAGAAGUUACCAACAUAACACGCCGGACACCAGAUGCCCAUGCACUCAUUCUCAACACUUUUGAAGAUCUUGAAGGCCCUAUUCUCUCUCACAUACAAAAACACUGCCCAAAUAUUUACACCAUCGGACCACUUCACGCACACCUCAAAGCCCGAUCCAUAUCAAAAUCCACAUCUUCAAAUAGCUUAUUCCAAGAAGACAGGACAUGUAUAGGUUGGCUCGAUCAACAUGCACCCAAAUCGGUAUUAUACGUGAGUUUUGGAAGCAUAGCAACACUAACAAGGGACCAACUUAUCGAGUUUUGGCAUGGUUUAGUUAACAGUGAGAAACCAUUUUUAUGGGUCAUCCGAGAGGAUCUUGUUUCGAGUCUUGAUGAUGAAAACAAGGUGCCAAGUGAGCUAGAAAAGGAUACCAAAGAAAGAGGGUGUCUAGUUGGGUGGGCUCCACAAGAAGAUGUCUUAACCCAUUCAGCUGUAGGUGCUUUUUUGACACAUAAUGGAUGGAACUCGACGUUGGAGAGCAUUGUUGAAGGAGUGCCGAUGGUGAGUUGGCCGUUUUUUGCAGAUCAACAACCGAAUAGUAGAUUCGUGGAGGCUGUGUGGAAAUUAGGGUUGGAUAUGAAGGACACGUGUGAUAGAAGGAUAGUUGAGAAGAUUGUAAAAGAAGUAAUGGAAGUUAGGAAGGAAGAGUUUGAAGAAUCUGCCCGUCGUAUGGCGAAACUGGCCAAGGAGUCUGUUAGCAGCGGUGGAUCUUCUUAUAGGAAUUUAGAUCGUUUGAUCGAAGACAUUAAAAAGAUGAGUACUCAAUCUAAUUAAUGAUAUGUCAGUUGCUAAUGUGAACAUUUGCACCUUCUUCCUAGAUAUAUAAAUUAAGAAAUAGAAAAAUUGUAAUUGUAAUAGAUAUUUGUUUCUUCUUCAAAGAGGAAAAAUCUUUUACAGAUAUUUAUUCUCUUUAAAUAAAAUUCUAUUGUUACUGAGGAGUGUUGAAU
This is a messenger RNA of Lactuca saligna, 1650 nucleotides long. NCBI's taxonomy places the organism in Eukaryota, Viridiplantae, Streptophyta, Magnoliopsida, Asterales, Asteraceae. The record is from the annotation of a GenBank genome assembly.